Molecule: messenger RNA, 705 nt
Organism: Cylicostephanus goldi
Lineage: Eukaryota; Metazoa; Nematoda; Chromadorea; Rhabditida; Strongylidae
Source: the annotation of a GenBank genome assembly
UUGACUCCUUUCAGUUUUUUUUUCGCUUUUCAUCUCUCGAAUUUCAGGGUCGUACCAGAAAGUGCUCGCUGGUUAGUGACACAGAGAAGGUAUGAGGAAGCUGACAAAGUCUUACGUCAUGCUGCCAAAGUCAAUGGAGUUACGUUGCCUGAAAAAUGGUGGGAACAAUUGGACUCGGAAACGUCUGAAAUGAAAGGAAAAGAAGUGAAGAAGUAUAAAAUCUGGGACUUGUUGAAAACGCCGGUAUUGAGAAAAAGGACUCUUAUCGCAUUCUUUUUGUGGCCAUGUGUGUCUAUGGUCUAUUAUGGUAUGGCCUUGAAACCCAAUGUGUUGGGAGGUGAUAUGUACAUAAACUUUAUAUUUGCUGCAUCAGUGGAAAUUCCAGCACUUAUACUAGUCUUCUUAGGUCUUGACCGAAUUGGUCGUCGUUUUGUCACUAGCCUUGGAUAUUUUCUUGCUGGAGCUUGUUUACUUAUUAACUAUUUUAUGGGAGAUAAUGUGCCAUUAGCAGUGUCAAUUAUACAAAUGAUGAUCUCGAGAGGCGCCAUCACGGGCACCUACGCAGCUAUGUAUACGUAUACACCUGAGCUGUUCCCUACAGUAAUUAGAAACACAGCGAUGGGACUGUGUAGUAUGAUCGCACGUGUUGGGGCAAUUUCGGCGACAUACCUCAGCUUGUGGAUUGUAGGUUUACUUUUGUAUUAA